CAAAGUCUUUACAGUUUUCGAACACAUUCCGCAAGAACCACAACUUAUCGGAGUAAAAUGAAAUAUCUUUGGGCCAUUGUUCUCUUGUGUGCUCUAAGUGCCGCUCUUGUGGUUGCUGAUGAUAAAUCACAGCCGCCACCACCACAGAUCAAGGACCCCCAAGUUCGUGUCGAUGUGGGAGGCUCUCCCAAGGAUGGUUACUAUGUAAAUGCCGAUGUCCGUAAAAAUAUUUGGACCAGCGACAAUGGCCGACAUUCGUUUGAUGCCACAGCAGGUUAUGGCCAGCAUUUGGGUGGACCUUAUGGCAAUAGCCGUCCUGAUUACCGUGGUGGUGGCAUUUACACCUACAGAUGGUAAACGUGAUUUUUAAGGCAAUCUAAAUUGUGCAUUAUUUUCAAUAAUAUAGAAAUAAAGAUUAUAAUUUAGACAUUUA
Musca domestica (house fly) is the source of this 433-nucleotide messenger RNA. Its product is annotated as diptericin-D-like. The record is from RefSeq and is a predicted model, not a curated record. Gene Ontology annotation, biological process: defense response to bacterium. The transcript has 2 exons. Gene Ontology annotation, cellular component: extracellular region. Bases 58 to 357 code for a protein of 99 amino acids. Lineage: Eukaryota; Metazoa; Arthropoda; Insecta; Diptera; Muscidae.